AUGAAAGAGUUCGAAGAUAAAUUCAACACUAAAUACACCAUCCCAUUGAAGAAAUCAGUAGCAGAUAGAUUUGGCGUCUCAAAGGACACUGCAUGGGAAACUACUAUGACUAUCGCACGAGUUCUAAAUGAGCAGGCCCCUACUUAUAUAAGGUGGCUCGUGAGUCCAGAAUUUGUUACAGUAGAACAGGAUUUUGCAGAACUAGCAGGAUUUCCGGGUGUUGUAGCAGCCGUAGACGGAACUCAUAUAGAAGUCAAUGCUCCUUCCAAUGACGAAUAUUCUUAUUUCAAUCGCAAACAUUAUCAUUCUGUGAUACUCCAAGGAAUAUGUAAUUCGAACAAAAAAUUUGUCGACGUUCUCACUGGAGUUUGCGGAAGCAUUCAUGAUACACGUGUAUGGCACAUCAGUCACAUAAAUGAAGCGAUCGAAAAUGGUCCUGACCGAUACUGUCUAGGGGAGAGACACACAUUAGGAGAUUCUGCCUACCCUUUGCAGUAUACUUUAUUACCUUCUUACCGCGAUGACGGUCACCUCACGGAAAUUGAACGAAAUUAUAACACAGUUCUCUCUAAAACUCGUGUUCAGCAUGCAACAGAUUUAGUUGCAGCAAUAGAAAAACGCGAUGUAUUUUCUGCAUUAUUGAUAGAGCAAAGAAGAAAUGCGUAA
This is a messenger RNA of Belonocnema kinseyi, 666 nucleotides long. RefSeq names its product putative nuclease HARBI1. The transcript has 3 exons. The record is from RefSeq and is a predicted model, not a curated record. The coding region runs from base 1 to 666 and encodes 221 amino acids. NCBI's taxonomy places the organism in Eukaryota, Metazoa, Arthropoda, Insecta, Hymenoptera, Cynipidae.